CAGACACUUCACCACAGAUGGAGGAAGUCAAAACUCUUGCCGACAGCUGGGUGUGUUUUUCUCCAUGAGACGAAGACAGACCAUGAGAACCUCCUCUGCGUGCAUCAUUGUUCACCUUCAGCUGCCUGUUCAUCUUCUCUGAGACUGUAUAAAUUCAGAAGAUGGAUAAAGAAAAACUCAUGUUGUUGUUGCUUCUGACUGUCAUAACAGGGAGCUACACGUGCAACGCCUCAAACUCUGAAGGAAGCAGGACCCGUGAGCGGAGAGAACUGGUUCAAUACCGACCCAGGAACACAAGAGUUCAAGUCCCCUCUGGUCUAAACGGGAGAGUCAGCGCUGGAAAAGAGCUCAGAUUAACGUGUGUCACUGAGGCCUCUCCUGCAGCUCAUAGCUUCUCCUGGCUCCAUGGCUCCUCCAGACACACUCCACUCUCCCAGUACCAGUCCAAAUACCAGGGCAGCACCAUGACCAUUGAGACAGUGCAGAGAUCUGAUGAAGGUUGUUACGUGUGCAGCGCCACCAACAGCAUCGGCACAGAUCAUAGUGCACCACAGUGCUUCCAAGUACAGUAUGCUCCAUCAAACCUCAAACUGUCCAUGUACACUGAGGUCACAGAAGGUCAGACCUUCAUCAUCAACUGCACUGUGGACAGUUUUCCACCCUCAACUCUCACCUUGAUCAGAGAGACCGGGUCCAGUUUACUGAAUGUCCACAACAAUGUCCUCGUCUACACCAAUAAAGCUGCUGUGCACCACGCAGGGAGCUACAAGUGCAUCGCCUCAAACUCUGAAGGAAUCAGGACAAGUGAGCGGGGACAAUUAGUGGUUCAAUACAGCCCCAAGAAUGUGGCAGUUAUCAUUGAUCCUCAUGAGACUGUGAAGGAAAACACAUCAGUGACUUUCCGAUGCAGCGCUCAGUCUCACCCUCCAGUGACCUCGGUGACCUGGACAAAGAUGGCCGACGGACAAGAGGAAGUGUUGAUGCGAGGUCAGAGUUUCACUCUGCGGUCAGUCGCACCCAGUGACAGUGGACGGUACCGCUGCAACGUGAGGAAUGAGGUUGGAUCUGGAGAAUCGCCGCCCGUCCAUGUUAUGAUCCAGUAUGCUCCAAAAGAAACGAAGGUCCUGAAGGCUGAAGAGCUGCAGUUGCCAGACAAGAGGAGCUCAGUGAUGCUGACAUGCAGCUCCAGCAGCUACCCACCAAUCCACCGAUACUCCUGGUACAGGAAGUCGACGGAUGACAGAGGAGAUGAUGAAGUGUCGGAUCAGCAGAACCACAGUGUGACCUCUGACAAGCCUGGGAUCUACUACUGCUCUGCCCUGAAUCAGUUAGGUGAAAGAAGAUCUGAUCCAGUGGAGUUGUUUGUAGAAGGGUUUGCUGGGAUCUUGAAUGGCUCUAGAUGUGAGCGGGACUCAGCAGCUCUCACUUGUGUCUGUGGCAGUCAGGGCCACCCCUUACCCUCCAUCUCCUGGCUGCUGCUGACCGACCACAGUGACUCUCACAUCCAGACCAACGUAUCAGGAGAUGAAAUCUGGAGCAGCUUCUGUGUGAAAGAUGGCCACAGUGUGAAGACCGUUGUGUGUGUUGUCACUCAUGAGAACGGAGAAACAAAACAGGAACUUCUUGUUCUGAAUCAUGAGAGUUCUUUGACAAAGUUUUUGAAACUGGAAUUCCUGAUAGCAUUUUUGACCAGGAUUGUUUUGUCUGCAGUCGUUUUCUUCCUGUUUCACCAAUACUUCAGUAAAAAGGAGUUUGGAAGAACAGAAGAAACGGCUGAGAUGGAGAACAUGGCAGAUGAUCCACAGACAGAUGACGAUUAUCAGCAGGUGGACAUCGAACUGGAAGAAUGAAGCCCAGCACCUGAACAUGGAGAGGGAGAGAAGCAGAUGAGAACCUGGACAACAGAGCGCUGGACUCAAAUAUUUAACCCUCAGACAGAAGUGCAGAAGUGCUGUGCUUAUCUAAAUAGCUACAAGACUAGAGUCAUGUUUGCAAAGUGCAUCAGGCUGAUGGUCAUAAUGUUAAAGUUGGAUGUGUUUAAGUGGUGAAUCAGUGGCUUGUUUGGUUUUUGCCUAAAGUAUGAAUCUGUAGAAAAUGU
Synchiropus splendidus (mandarinfish) is the source of this 2098-nucleotide messenger RNA. Its product is annotated as B-cell receptor CD22-like. The record is from RefSeq and is a predicted model, not a curated record. The coding region runs from base 162 to 1850 and encodes 562 amino acids. The transcript is spliced from 11 exons. Lineage: Eukaryota; Metazoa; Chordata; Actinopteri; Syngnathiformes; Callionymidae.